GUGCAACUCCGCCCGCGUCCACCUUCAGGACAGUCUUCAGUGGAUAGCACACAGUGUUUCUCGUGUGGCGACUGUCGGCGGUGCCUCCAUCUGCGCACUAGUCCUGCGGGUAGCAUGGGCAAGAAGAAUGUCCCCCUGUUGCUGGUCAUGACUCUGUCAUUCAGCGAAUCUGGGCUUUCGUUUCUCCGCCCCCACAUCUCCUCGCUUCCACACCUGAGCCAAGGCCCCUCGGCGAAGACUUCUGUUACGAGACGGCAAGCGGCUGCCACUAUACCAGGUGGCGUGCCGAGCGGAAAGCUGGAGAGAGGAACUCCAGCGUUGAAGACAUCAGACCAGUCACCUUCUCCGAACCAAUCACCGCCGCCGCUUCCCCAAAGCGUGAACCCGACCGAAGUUACGCCAGGCGCUACUGCUGCGACAGGAGACUCCGCAACACAAGUAAAGGGGAAAGGUGCUAGUGGCACUCCGAAAACAGCGGCAGCUGGAAAGGCUACCGCUGCAUCUAAGGGGACCGUUGGGCCGUCGGUCGUGUCAGCAAAGGCGGCAGUAGAGGCGGGAACAACAGGAGGCUCGGCGGCGGCGGUGGGAGGGGCUGCUCGGGCGAAAGCCGGGGGGGCGGCUGUUGGUUCGGUAGAGGAAAAGACAGCGGUCUCUGCCAAAGAACGGGGAGAGGUAACGACAACAGACAUGCCCACCGAGGAUAAGAAGAAGGGUCUCAAGGCUGGACCGGAAACAACCGCGGCGGAGAAGGUGCUGACCCUGGUGGAGAUGGGUCUGGUAAACAAAGAGGAGGCAUCGGCCUACUACGAAGCCCUCUCCGACCUCGAGCGUACAACGCAGGAAGCGAAGGCAGCAGCCGCCGCGGCCGCCGAAAGCCAACCGUCAGCAGCCCGGCCCUCGCCCGCGUCACCGUUCUCGCCGCAAGAGGGGCCCUUGAGCCUCGUCCCGUUCCCGGCCGUCUGCGCCGCGCUCGGCGCCGCAGGCACGCACUCGCUUCACCUGGCCGGGGCACUUGGCACAGCGUUUUCUGUGUUUGGCGCGGUGGCAGGAGUUGCUCUCGGGGGUCUCGUGGUGAUCGGGGAUGACCCGCUCGGCAGAGCAGCCCGCGCCGCGGGGCUGGCGUUGGCGCGGUCGACCGGUGCUGCAGGGGGAGCGGCAGGAAAGAGCGUCUCGAAGUCUGCCGCUGGGGCUGCCGGGGCGGCGGUGGGCGCCGUAGAGGAGGCCGUCGUGAAAGCGCCGGCGAACUUUGUCGCCGGCGUGGCGAACUCGAUCUCGAGCGCGGUUUCGUCGGCGGUGGGGUCGGUUACAGCCUUGCCCGGCGCGGUGGUGACGAAGGCUGCGGACGGAGCUAAGGGGGCCCUCCGAGACACAUCGGAAGCGGUUGUGAACAUGCCCGGGGAGGUUGCACGAAAGGCGGCCCAGGCGGCAGGAGGUGCUUUGCAGAGCAGGUCGAAUGCGGCGGUGACCGCGGUGAGAGAAUCGCCCAAGAUGGCCGCGAAGCGCCUGAAAGAUGCCGUCUCUUCCCCUGGCAAGACUCUCACUGCUCUCGCCAGCGGUGCAUCGAGCUUGGUAGCGCAACAAAUCGAGAGCAGCAAAAAGAAGGCACGCCCAGCCGCGUCCGCGGCGUCAACCAAGCAAGCCCCCCAAGCAUCAACGGCAGCCACAAGCGUAGAGGAGAAACAGGAACCGGAAGGAAUACCUAUCGAUGAGCUGGAGGCAAAGAUGUCGUCUGUUAGAAGGGCCCUGGAGCGCUUCGAUACCGUCAAGAGCCGCAUUGAAGAAGCGAAUACGUCGGACACGAUGCGGAAGACAGUGAGCAUGACGCGAGGCAUGGUCAUGUCAGCCGAGAGGGAGAAAAUCGAGGAGGCGCGAGCGGCCGCUAAGAGGCAAAACGAAGGCCGAGUGAACGGUAGCAAGGAGAGCACGUCCGUCAGACCGGGUGGGGAGCUGCCCAGCGUAGCAUCGACCACCACCACAAAAUUACCAAAACCGAAACCGAUGGACCAAGACAGACGCAAACUAGUCGCGGAGAAGCUCCUGGAGAAGGCAUCCCAGAGAGCCACGGAGGCGAAGGCCGGCCUUAAGGCGGCGGCAGCGUCGUCGCGACGAGAAGCCGAGAACUUCCAAGCGGCGUCCCGAACAGCCACCCCCAUCGCUGGCGCCGACAAGAAAACUCCGCAAGAGACCGUGGCGACGCAUUAGGGCUGGCUCUCCAUGACCAUCGUGUUUUAGGAAUCAGCCCCAUGGUCCAUACCUGUACGUAUGAUAAGGCCUCGGAAGUUUUGCUUGGUGUUUCUAUUUUUGUUUAUGCAGGGCCCCGUUCUUUUGUUGCCUUGUGUUUCAUGGUUUUGGACACGCAAGACACGCGCAUUCUCGAGGUGUAUGGGGUGUUGGAGUUCUUUUUCUGGUGGGUCACAUGGAACAGGUUUCUGUUUUCUCUUGAGGCUUUUUCUGUUGGGGCGGGUUCUGGUAUGCUGGUGGCGAUGGCACAGCAAGUGAGCAGGCAGGCCCUUGGGCUGUGUUGGCGGGGUGAAUGAAGUUGACGGUAGUAAUUCAUCGAUUAUGUUUCUGAUUCGACGUGAAGGGUUUGGCGAUGCGGGGCGCACCAACGUCGUAUUGGCCACCGAUGUUGUUUUGGCCGGCAUUGGCAUUGCUGCUGGAUAUGAUCCGAGGUCGGAGGUUUGGCGUUCAUUGACAGCCUGUUUCCCGAUAAGCGCUUCGAAGCUCUCCUAAAUAUAUAUUUGGUCGGUGUAUUGUGACCGCUCAGGGCCUUGAAAGAUGGAAGCCUGUUGGAUUUGGGGCCCAAAGUAUAAAUAUGGUAUGCAGUUGUCACACGCGGGAUAGUGAUGUGGCCUAGCAGUAGAUUCAGUUAACUUUUAUGCCGUCGUGCUUUCGAAACGGUGCAACGUAAAACAUUACGUGAUGCGCGGCUGCUUACUACGUACAGCGCACAACGAGCGUGCGCGUGCGUCGGUGGGGGAGAGGCGAAGCAAUCAACGUAAAUAUUCCUCGUCUAUGUUGAGAAGGCAGCAGUCUGAAGUGUACCGCUUGGCGCGUUAAAACCGCUUCUUCCACUGGUUUAUUGCUCGCCU
Molecule: messenger RNA, 3092 nt
Organism: Ectocarpus sp. CCAP 1310/34
Lineage: Eukaryota; Phaeophyceae; Ectocarpales; Ectocarpaceae
Source: the annotation of a GenBank genome assembly